CUCUCUCUAUAUGUGUAUAUAUAUACCUACCAUUCUCUUCCACAAAAACACACUAUCACUACUCAAAAAUGGGACAAAACCCACUUAAGAAAAACUUGUCAUUUUUCCUCAUUCUCCUAUGUGCAUUUACAUGUGAAUCGCGGACGCCAUUCGCAUGUGACCCAACCAAUCACAUAACAACAACUCUGCCGUUUUGCAGCGUGUCUCUUCACAUAAGAGAUAGGGUUAAGGACUUGAUUGGAAGGUUAACUUUGCAAGAAAAGAUUAGGUUACUAGUGAAUAAUGCUGCACCCGUGGAUCGACUAGGCAUUAGGGGCUACGAGUGGUGGUCGGAGGCGCUUCACGGCGUCUCCAACACCGGCCCCGGCGUCAAAUUCGGAGGCCAGUUUCCCGGCGCCACCAGCUUCCCUCAAGUUAUCACCACCGCCGCUUCAUUUAACUCCUCCUUGUGGGAAGCAAUUGGCCAGGUGGUAUCUGAUGAAGCAAGAGCAAUGUACAAUGGAGGCGUGGCUGGGCUGACCUAUUGGAGUCCAAAUGUGAACAUUUUCCGGGACCCCAGGUGGGGGAGGGGUCAAGAAACGCCCGGUGAGGACCCAACGGUGGCCGCCAAGUACGCGGCCAGCUACGUGCGGGGGCUGCAGGGCAAUGCCGCCGGAAACCGGCUCAAGGUUGCUGCCUGCUGCAAACACUACACUGCCUAUGAUCUGGAUUUCUGGAACGGCAUGGACCGCUUCCAUUUCAAUGCCAGGGUAAGCAAACAGGAUUUGGAGGAAACGUACAAUGUGCCUUUCAAGGCUUGUGUGGUUGAAGGCAGAGUUGCUAGUGUUAUGUGCUCAUACAAUCAGGUCAAUGGCAAGCCCACUUGUGCUGAUCCCAAUCUCCUUCGCAACACUAUUCGCGGCCAAUGGCGUCUAAACGGGUACAUUGUAUCAGACUGUGAUUCAGUUGGAGUCUUGUUCAACGAUCAACAUUACACUGCCACACCUGAGGAUGCUGCAGCUGCUUCAAUUAAAGCAGGUUUGGAUUUGGAUUGUGGGCCUUUCCUUGCAAUCUACACGGAAGGAGCCAUUCGCAGCGGCAAAUUGAGUGAGGCUGAUGUAGACCGGUCCUUGGCCAAUUUGCUUGCAGUCCAGAUGCGCUUGGGUAUGUUUGAUGGCCCAAGACAGCCCUAUCUUAAUUUGGGACCGCGGGAUGUGUGCACCCCAGCCCAUCAACAACUGGCCCUUGAAGCAGCCCGACAAGGCAUUGUUCUUCUACAAAAUCGAAACCGGGCUUUGCCGUUGUCUACUACUCGCCACCGUACUGUGGCCGUCAUUGGGCCCAACUCAGAUGCUACGGACACAAUGAUAGGAAACUAUGCCGGAACUCCGUGUGGCUACACCACUCCGUUACAAGGUAUAUCAAGAUAUGCCAAGACAAUUCAUGAAACGGGAUGCACUCUCGUAAGCUGUGCCAGUAACGAUCAAUUUGGCGGGGCUGAGGAGGCUGCUCGACGCGCUGAUGCAACGAUCCUAGUUGUGGGUCUUAGCCAAGUGAUCGAACGUGAAGCCCUUGAUCGAAAUGGGCUUCUUUUGCCGGGACAUCAACAAGAGCUUGUAUCAAGAGUAGCCAAGGCCUCUAGAGGGCCCGUAGUAUUGGUCCUAAUGUCUGGUGGCCCAAUUGAUGUUACGUUUGCCAAAAAUGAUCCACAGAUUGCUGCCAUUUUGUGGGCCGGGUAUCCGGGUCAAUCCGGAGGAACCGCAAUUGCUGAUGUUUUAUUUGGGACAAUCAAUCCAGGGGGAAAGUUGCCUAUGACAUGGUACCCACAAGAUUAUCUAGCCAAGGUGCCCAUGACAGACAUGGCCAUGCAUGCUGAUCCAUCAAGAGGCUAUCCGGGUCGGACUUACAGGUUUUACAAGGGGCCGGUUGUGUUCCCAUUCGGGUAUGGGCUAAGUUACACCAGCUUCAGACACACUCUUGCCAAUGGCCCAUCCAAAAUUUCAAUUCCUUUUACAAGCCUAAAAGCUUCCAAGAACACCACUCUAUUGAGUAAAGCAAUUAGGGUUUCACACACAAGUUGUGAGACUCUAAACUUGGGGAUGCACAUUGAUGUGGAAAACAUCGGAGAAAUGGAUGGAACACAUACAAUAAUGGUGUUCGCCUCGACCACAUCGUCUGUCGGAGAAGUUGGCCCGGAGAAACAACUGAUAGCAUUUGAGAAAGUAGAUGUGGCGGCAAAAUCGAAACAGCGAGUUAGGGUUCAUAUUAAUGCAUGCAACCAUUUGAGCAUUGUGGAUCAAUUCGGGAUUCGAAGAAUCCCAAUAGGUGAACACAAUCUUCACAUUGGGGAUGAUCUUAAACAUACCAUUUUACUCCAAAAUGCUAUGGAGGAAACAAAUUAAGUCUUAAUAAGUUGGAUAUGAUAACUCAUAAUUAGUUUGUGAGUGAAAAAUGUAAUGAUUUUAAUUUGUUUCAACACAUCAGUCAUCAAGUGUAAAAAAUGGAAAUGGUACUUGUCAUAUGAAUUGAAAUGAAAGGGGUGAUUACUAUUGAACCAAAUA
This is a messenger RNA of Sesamum indicum (sesame), 2540 nucleotides long. It is a transcript of the gene BXL1, whose product is annotated as beta-xylosidase 1. The record is from RefSeq and is a predicted model, not a curated record. NCBI's taxonomy places the organism in Eukaryota, Viridiplantae, Streptophyta, Magnoliopsida, Lamiales, Pedaliaceae. Gene Ontology annotation, cellular component: apoplast. Gene Ontology annotation, biological process: xylan catabolic process; arabinan catabolic process. Gene Ontology annotation, molecular function: xylan 1,4-beta-xylosidase activity; alpha-L-arabinofuranosidase activity.